Symbiodinium pilosum is the source of this 744-nucleotide messenger RNA. NCBI's taxonomy places the organism in Eukaryota, Dinophyceae, Suessiales, Symbiodiniaceae. The record is from the annotation of a GenBank genome assembly.
GCGGCGGUGGCAGACUUUGCCAAAGCCUUGCCUCAAGUCGAGGGGACAUGGAGUGACGUAGCCAUUCUCCUCCUCAGUGAGGACCCAACUCCCUCGGGAGUCUGGGAAGAGCUUGCAGCCAAGGCAAGGAGGCUCUGCCAGGGGCUGAAGCUUGAUCUCGAGGUCCCCAAGGAGCUGGGGUUCCUUUGGACCCCCGACUUCCGUCCUGCCUCGCUUAGCCUCGGAGCGGCGAAGCCGGAGGAAGAGCUGGUAGAUCCUGCAACUGCAGCGACACCUGAGCAGAGGGCUAUUCUGCUCGUGCGCGGUGCAUGCAGCGCAGAGUCUUUAGUGGAUGCAGCGAAGGACGCCAAGGAAGCCCUCUCCAUCUUCCGGGACCUCGGUCAUCGCAUAGGGGAGGCUACGGCGCUUUUGGCAGUUAGCCGGGCCACAGUUGACUCGGACCUACAAGGCGCGCAGUCUGCUGCCAACCAGGCAAUGAAGCUCUUUCGGGAGAUGGGUCACCAGAAGGGCCGAGCCUACGCGAUGCAAGCCGCAGCGGAGGCGGAUAAGAUCCGGCACAACAGCGAUGAUGCCGUGUUCAAAGCCAAUGAGGCGAAGAAGCUAGCGGACCUGAUGGGCGACAGGGCCCUGGAGUUUGCCUUAUGCGAAACCGUGGUGGACGCGAACAUCACGCAGGACAAAGCAGGACAUGCUGUUGAGGCUGCAAAGGACGCGCAGGAGCUUGCGGUCUCUUUGAACGACCAG